GGUGGAAAUAACCGCUGUCCUCAGAAGAUUGCUUUUAAGAACAAAGAGGACUUUCCCCACUGGAGCCCAAGUAGACAGACUUUGUGGCCCUAGGCAGCUCACACAUGGAAGUGGACUACUCCCAUCUACCAUGACUGCCAUCAGGCUUCGAGAAUUUGUUGACUGCCGCCCAGUGAUUCCAUCCAGUCUUUUCAUCGCUCAUCAAGGAAAGGACAUCCGAGGAAAUCACCCCGGGCAGCUGGCAAGAGUUUACUUUGAUUCUAGUGUGAAGGCACCUCGGAGACCUCUCACAGACCUGACAACCCCACCCAACAGCAAAAGCCAGUAUCAGCCUCAAUUAGACCAACAAACUCUCAUUCGAUACAUUUGUUUACGAAGACAUUCAAGGCCCGCUGAACCAUGGUAUAAAGAAACCACCUACCAAAGGGACUAUUCUCUGCCAUUUUACAAGAUUGAUUGGAACAAGAAAUUAGCCACAGUUUCAUCGAACCCUGGACCACUCAAUUGUCUGCCAGAGCUCGAUGGUUGUGAAGAGAGGCAGCUUUGAAAGGAAACCUUUUAAAUUUAAAACAACCAUGGCAUUCGAACAAAACAGCAUUUGGAAUUCUUAGGUUCUUUUAGAUUAAAAUAAUGAUAACAGGAUUA
Molecule: messenger RNA, 645 nt
Organism: Suricata suricatta (meerkat)
Lineage: Eukaryota; Metazoa; Chordata; Mammalia; Carnivora; Herpestidae
Gene: SPMIP3
Product: chromosome 3 C1orf100 homolog
Exons: 6
Coding region: 131-547 (138 amino acids)
Source: RefSeq, a predicted model, not a curated record